Molecule: messenger RNA, 4754 nt
Organism: Dalotia coriaria
Lineage: Eukaryota; Metazoa; Arthropoda; Insecta; Coleoptera; Staphylinidae
Exons: 4
Coding region: 975-3839 (954 amino acids)
Source: RefSeq, a predicted model, not a curated record
ACGAUGCGAUGCGUGCGGAUCGUAGACACACGUGAUGAGGUAAAAUUCAUAGCAAAGCGUAAUCAGCAUCGAGAUCAAGUGCAGUCGGCGAAACACCACUUCCUAGAGCAAUCCGAAUCGAGUAAUUGCUAAUACGCUCAUUUGGUGUAGCAUUAUACGCUGUGAUACAUGCGCAUCUUGUGCGGAGAAACUAAUUAAAUCGUGCAUGCAGGUGGGACGGACAUGAUUAUUCGUGUACGACUGUGCGGCGGUGUGGUGCACGUACUUUCGAAUUAUUUAAAAACAUCUUCGCCACACAUGUGUUUCAUGUUUAGUGCCACAGGCAGUCUUUCGACUGUCUCCAUACGAAUUUAAUGCUCUACAAAGUUUGAAAAUAUCGAUUUACGAAAUGGAUUUAAAGCUAAUCUCAGCCUGAUAAUAUAUAAUUAAUUUAGUGACGAACAAAGAAAGUGUGGACGCAAUUUUGGGAAUCAUUAAUCUAUUUGGCGCGAGUGUUAUCAAUUUUUAUCAAAUUAUGUUUCUAAAUUUUAAUGAUUUAUCUAAAGUGGAGUGAACGUGCAAGGUUUAAAUUAAAAUUGGAAACUCGAUUAAUCAUUUUUCAUUAUCAUUGACGAGCUAUAUUAAUACGGAUGAGACCAGUUGGAAAUGAGUGAAGUAAAAAUUAAUGGAAACUAGAAUAUUGCGUUAGUGACUUUAUGGUGGCAGCAGUGCGCGUAACGCGAGUUGUGCGUUGAGCAAGUGUUGUGACACUUGACUAGUGGUGCACUUGACUCAUUAUUGUGUCAUCUGUGUCUGCGAGCGGUGUCAUCGAGUAUGUAAACUGGCUGGAUUUCAACAGGAAUGAAUCCGCAAAACCAGCGUAAAAUGUGCACGAAUCGUCGCCGAAGAACGUAGUAUUAUCGAUUAAAUGUUCGAGGCGCGUGUGCAAGUUGCGUGGUGCUAGGAAGCGCGAAAUAUCUGCAGGGAAGAGAAACAUGGAGCACAAAGUGAUGGAUCAGGAGAAGGAUGUUGAUGAUGCAGAGGCUGUGACACCACAUUCUAAUAUGGUACUUGAAUCACCAAAGCCCAUGGCUUUUACAAUAGAUUUUGGGGGAGGAAAAAGUGUGGACAUGCAAAGGCACAAACAUCUGAUCGAAAGGUAUAAACAUAGAAGAGGACAGUCACUAUCAAAAAUUGAGGAUGUGCCUACAGUACCAACUCCAGCAAAAGAGCAGAGAAAGCCACAGAGUGCUAAUUUGCCUAGGAAGGCUAUUUCAGUUGAAGUGGAAUCUCAUGCAGAGGAAAAAACAGACAAAAGUAAAAAUGUGAGAACAGUAAAUUAUAAAUUAAGAGAUGGACUCUCCUUACCAUUGAAAAAUGUGAACAGUGAUCGGAUGACACAAUCAUGUACUUUACCAUGCAUUGAGAGCCCAGACAUUGAACUUGUGGAUGUUCCAGAAGUAUCAACACCUGAAUUAGAGGCUUUAAGACCACCUAGUCCUUUAAAAGGCCAAACACCAGACAAUGAUCAUUUUCUAGUUGAAGAGAAUCAUUGGGUGGGUGGUGGUGAGUUUGAUUUUGAUAAAUCAGAUGCUGUAAGUGAUGCAGGCACAUAUACACUUGAUGCAGAUGCUUAUUCUGAGGAGCAGAAAGCCAGGAUGAGUAUUGAUAGAGAGUUUAAGAUUGAAGCAGUGUCAAAUAUUAAGAAAGUGCAUGAUUAUGUACACAGUCUUGCAAACAUGACAAAUAAUCAAAUGCUUGAUGUGACGCUAGAAUCUCAUUUGGAAGAGGUGCAAUCACAUGCUGUAAAUACAUGCUAUAUGCAUAAUAAUAAAUUAUCACCAAUUGUUUCACCUACUCAAAACUUUUCGAUUAAUAGCGAGUUAACAGGAGGCGCUGCUCACGUAGAAUCUUCAAAGACUUUUAAUAAGAUUAUGUUUCCAAGUCCGAAGGCAAAAACGGGUAUUGGCUCGGAGAAGGUGGUCGAUCACGGAUCAGUCAUAUCGGUCACUUCCAGUGGUGCGUUCCGCAGCAAAGCUGAUAAAAUGCAUGCGCGGAAGUUAAGUUUAACAAAAUCGGAGAUACAUGUCGAGGCCUAUACUGACAACACCCAUACUACAACGGAAAUUCAACGCCCCAUGAGAAAUCUAAGCGCUAAUUUGGUUUUAGUCAGCGAAAAAUUACCAGAUAAGCUGGACAAACAAGGUAGAGUAAACGAUGAGUAUUUACUAACGACGAAUGGCGACGAAAGUUUACCGUUGCAUGUCAGCAAGGUACUAAACUUACCGCCUCCGAUUGGCGGCCCGAUGUCCGGCAAGAUGUCGCCUACGAAAAUCCCGUCCCCGAUACACAGCGUGCGUCCGCGUAGCCGCAACAGCUCAAAUUCAAACUCACUGAACAUAGAUUUAUCUGAUAGCAGCAUGGAGACUGAAUCAUACCUUAGGCCCACCGAAAAGCUUCUUAACACGCUACAGCAACGAUUAUCACUGGACAGCGAUCCUGACAGUGAAGGCGAUGGCAAAUAUCUCAACAACGAUGCGCGAAGUUUGCUCAAGAAGCCAACACACUUGCGGCACAACUCGUUAGACGAGAAAAAUCUGAAAAUCUCCAACAAACUGGAGCACUUUCAGAAUAAGAAGUUCAUCGAUCAAACGAAUGUGUUAAAUCAAUACACGCAUAACAAGGUCGUGCAAUCCCCUAUUCAGCACAAGAUACAGAACUCUCCUAACAAUAGCCCCAUUCGACGUUCGAGCAGUUUCUCUACGAAGAAUCAGAUUAAUACAAAAUUUUCGAACGUGUCGAAUAUUCCUCAGAAGGAGACCAAUAUUCGGAAUUCCCCCGGAUUCGCUCGCAAUGGUUCGAUACAAAGAUCGGCAUCAACGGCAGCUAUCCGACCAAAUUUGGUACGUGUUCCUAGUAGCGAACACAAAAUCGACCGGAGUCAGUACGGCGACACAGAAUCUAGCUCCGAAGAGGACCUGCUGCAAAAUAACCUAAAGAAGAAAGAUAUUACCGCGACGAGAUAUAACAGAGCGUUUAGUUUACGACGAGCUAGGUUGGAUCAUGAAGUAACGCCGCCGCCACAAAUGUGUCCCAACACACCGGAAAUGAGACGGAAGUUCCAACCCUCAAACGAGCGCCAGGAACGUGCGAUUUCUGUGGAUAGAAAGCCGGUCAAGGCGCCGGAUGUGCAAAGCCGGUAUUUGCAAAAUUUAACGAGAACGCGCAGUCAGACGCAAGCUCAAAUGCAAUCGCAGGCGUUGACCAACAAAGCCGAAGCGCCUGUCGCUGCGAUGAAAAGCUCACCCAAGAUCGGAAACACUGCCACCAAGCCGGCGCCUAAAGUACAAGUCUUUUCACGCACGGAUACAGGCAGAUUUAGCAUGCGGACAAACAAACCACCGAUGACAAACUCACAGAAAACCAUUCGCAGGGAUGUACAUCUAAGCAAUAAAAAACCGUCAGGUCCACGGAGCAAUUCCUCGCUGACCAGUAAAGAAGUCGAGUUUCAAAAUUGGAAGCGUCGGAAAAGUUAUGACCCUAUGAAAGCGGCGGCAGAAGGCAAAAAGAAGGCGGAGGCUGCGAAACGACAAAAUGUGAAUCCCAUGACACAAUCUUACCAUGAGGCCAAUCAAGAUGGCGAUAGCUCGCCCUCACAUUCGAGUUCAGUGCAUCGAUCACAAAGUUUUCAUGGUACGGCUGCAUUAGAACAGUACAUAUCUUCGGAGGAUGAAGACGAAGAUCUGACCUUAUCUGCCGAUGAGGGAUUCAGCCCGCCGACGCCGAGUCCAUGCGACAUGAGUCCGAAUCGAACGAACCGAACGAAUCUCAGAUACGCGUGGAAGGAUCAGUUGCAUUGAUAUUCACGUGCACUCAUCCGCAUACAAUUCAUGCAUUCGAACGAUAUAAUAUUAUUAUGCGCUUGAUCAUCAUCAAUUGGUAGCUAAUUUAUUAUUCGUGUCAAACCGCAUCGCACAAACAUUUUAAGCUAAAAGCAUUCAGUUGGGUUGCGAAAGGUGUACAUAGGAAAACUGCAUUCAGGCGAUGCUUUCAUUUUCGUGUGCAAUAUCGUUACGAGCAGAUCAUGAUUCUUUCACAAGCUGUUCAUAAUUUACUUUCAAAAGAUCAGGAACAGUAACAAAAUUUCAACAUAGUUCUCUAUAUUGUUUUAAAAAUGAUGAAAAGAUGACGUAGGAAACCACUUUAAGUUUUAAGUGCUGUUUUACUGUGUUGCUUAUGAACAGCUUCGCUAUUAACCGUAUCUAUUAUUUUAUGUUAUAAUUAUGAAUAUAUUUAAAUGAAAUGAAAGUAUUCGAGGGUUGCAAACUCUUCAUAUGUGAUUUAAAUGGAUUAUUUAAGUAAAACCAUUGAAUAAGUAAGUUUUCAAUUAAAAACUCUUAUUCUAUGGUAUAACUAACAAAAUGAGUGUAUAAUUUCAAGCAUUGAAUGCAGGAACAUUUCAAUCGUGUAAAUUCAUAGUCACUGUCGACAUCGACGUUUUCUAUUACAAAAUCAUGUUUAUUGAAUUAACUAUAUUGGCAUGUUAUUCGUUUUUGAUUAUUUGAUGAGAUUCAUUGGAGAUUUGAUUAGGUUUUAUAAAUUUAUAUAAAUUGAUUGCUAUUAGUAUUGGACUUGGAAGUUUAAUAACUAAUUUUAAUUAAAUCGCACGCAUGUGUAUUUUAUUUAAAUGAUACCAAAAAACGAUUUUGUAAUAUUGUACAUUUUCAUUAUGAUGAAAUUAUGUUACACCUGUUUAAAUUAUAAAAUGCAAACAA